UCUCACACUGUGUUCUUUAUGUUACCAUAGAAGCAGUGGUUCAGUUGUAGUUAGUAGCCUAGUUGGUGAAGACACAUUGCACAAGUUGAAGGCUGCCUAUAAGGUUGUCCUUUGCUGUAGACUAGUCCGAAACAGAGGUACGGGUUUCCAGAGAUGAUACAAGGACAAACAUCAUUGGCUUCUGCUCAGGAUUAGGAUAGGUGGAAUGAAGAAUUGAAGUCCAGCUCUCUAGGAACCCUAUGGUCAAAGGACACGACUUACUUGGAUUUAAAACCUGAACUUAGCAUAUGAGAUGGUUUGAGUGAAGUGGUGUACUUUUGUGGGUCACUUAGUACAGCAUUGGACUAAAUUCUCAGUUAAAGGAGUCCCUAACGUUUUCCUCCUGGAUUACUUGUGGAGAUUAGUGAUGGGGAAUGUGGCUGCCGGGGCCCUGGAGCAGGACCGCGGGGAGGGCCGGGACGUCAGGAGCCCUGUGGAGGUAGGGGACAUGAGUGACCCCACACCCAGUCCAAAAAAGAAAAAAACAGCUCCCUUGAAGCUGCCCAUGCCACCAGAAGAUGAACUGGACGAACGCUUCAACAUGGUUCUGAGCUCCAUAAACCUGCCGCCAGACAAAUUAAAGCUUCUAAGUCAGUAUGACAACGAGAAGAAAUGGGAGCUUGUCUGCGACCAGGAACGCUUUCAGGUGAAAAGCCCCCCCUCAAUUUAUCUGACCAAGAUCAAGGGCUUCUACCAGGACCAAGGAGGGGUCCCCCGCAAGUCCAAGAAGUCGAUCCAAGAAGCGACAAAGGUGCUUAAAGACCUGGAAAUAUCCCUGCGCACUAACCAUAUCGGAUGGGCCCAGGAAUUCCUUGACGAGGAGAACCGAGGUUUAGAUAUUCUGGUGGAAUAUCUGUCCUACGCACAGAGAGCUACGUUUGACACAGUGGAUUCAGUGUUCAAUGGCGGCCCGGAAGAGAGAGCAAAAUCGAUGGAGAGGUCGCUGGAAGACUUGAAUAAGAGCAGCUCCAGUACACAAUCCCAUGGCAUGAGCAGGGCAGCUCGGGCCCUGACUGUGAGAAUCAGUAAAACUUUAAACAACAGGAUUCACAAGAGGUCCCCCUUGGCCAGCCAAAGAGACGAUGUGCAUGUGUGCAUCAUGUGCCUGAGAGCUAUCAUGAAUUAUCAGUCCGGGUUCAACCAGGUGAUGAGCCACGCCAGCUGUGUCAACGAAAUCACUCUCGGCCUCAACAGCAGUAAUCCCAGAACCAAGGCCCUCGUGUUGGAGCUGCUGGCAGCCGUGUGUCUCGUGAGAGGGGGCCAUGAUAUCAUCCUCUCUGCCUUUGACAACUUCAAAGAGGUCAGCCGGGAGAAGAACCGCUUCGAGAAGCUAAUGGAGCACUUCAGCAACGACGACAGCAACCUCGACUUCAUGGUGGCCUGCAUGCAGUUCAUAAACAUUGUGGUGCACUCUGUGGAGAACAUGAACCUCCGGGUCCACCUGCAGUAUGAGUUCACCCACCAGGGGUUGGACGACUAUCUGGAGAAGCUGAAGAAGACGGAGAGUGAGAAGUUGCAGGUGCAGAUCCAGGCCUACCUGGACAACGUGUGUGACGUGGGGGCGCUACUAGAGGACGCAGAGUGCAGAGACGGGGGGAUGGAGCAUGUGGACGAACUGCACCAACACAACGUUGAGCUGAGCAGCAGGCUGCAGGAGCUGGAGGGACAGGCAACAGAGAGAGUGGCCCAACUGGAGGCUCAGCUACUGCAGUCUACCAAGGCGACUGAGCUGCUCAAGGAGAGCCUGCGGGACUCGUGCUCUCAGAUCAGCUUCCUGCAGCAGAGGGAGCGGGAGAAGGAGCUAGAGCGGGAGCGGGAGAAAGAACAGGAGCGCUUCAGCCCGGCCUCCACCACCACCACCACCUCCCCCCCGCCGGGCCCCUCCACCUCCUCGGAGCUGGAGCGCAAGGUGCAGGAGCUGCAGGACAAAGGUCUGAUCCGCUUGGAGCGCACGGCCUCCGGCAGUCUGGACCUGCAGGUGGUGCCCGUCACGGUGACGGAGUACGUCCAGGCCCCGCCCUCCCAGCCACAGGCCGACGAGGUCAAUUCUACCUCUUCUCCUCCUCCUCCACCCCCUCUUCCGGGUGGGACCGGGUCAGCCCCGCCUCCGCCACCCCCGCCCCCACCUACUCCGGGGUUGGCCUGCAUUGUCCCCCCCCCACCCCCUCCACCACCCCCACCUCCACCAGGUCCGGGAGGAUGCCCGCCUCCACCCCCUCCCCCUCCCCCACCGGGUGUUGGACCACCCCCGCCUCCUCCCCCACCCGGUGGUGGACCUCCUCCGCCCCCACCUCCACCUGGGUUCAUGGCCCCCACUCCAAACAGUGUGCCCGUUAAGAGCAGGAAGGCCAUCCAGACUAAGUUCCGCAUGCCACUGUUAAACUGGCAGGCUCUGAAGCCCAACCAGGUGACAGGCACGGUCUUUAACGAGCUGGAUGACGAGCAGGUGUUGGAUGAGCUCAACAUGGAGAUGUUUGAGGAGCAGUUCAAGACCAAGGCACAGGGUGCCCCGUCUGACCUGUCCACUCUGAAGGUGAAGGUGGCCCAGAAGGCCCCCACUAAGAUCUCUCUCAUGGACACCAACAAGGCCAAGAACCUGGCCAUCACCCUGCGCAAGGCCGGCAUGAGCCCAGACGACGUCUGCGUCGCCAUCGACACGUACAACCAGCAGGCGCUGGGCCUGGACUUCCUGGAGCUGCUGGAGCGCUUCAUCCCGUCGGACUACGAGAUGAAGCUGCUGGUCAAUUACGAGAAGGAGGGCCGUGAAAUAGAGGCGCUGACGGACGAAGAUCGAUUCAUGCUCCGCUUCGGGAGGAUCCCGCGGCUGAGUCAGCGCAUCAGCACGCUCACCUUCAUGGGCAACUUCCCCGAGACGGUGAAACGGCUGCAGCCGCAACUGGACUCCCUCAUAUCUGCGUCCAUGUCCAUCAAGUCCUCGCCCAAGCUGAAGAAAAUGCUGGAAAUCAUCCUGGCUUUCGGGAACUACAUGAAUAGCAGCAAGAGGACCGCGGCAGGUGGCUUCCGACUGCAGAGCCUGGAUCUCCUGUUGGAGACCAAGUCAACAGACCGUUCCCAGACCCUGCUGCACUUCAUCACCACGGUCAUCUUGGAGAAGUACCCGGACCUGGCCACCUUCCACACCGAGCUGCACUUUGUGGAUAAGGCCGCACUGGUGUCAAUGGACGGCAUCCUCCAGGACAUCCUUGCUCUGGAGCGUGGCAUGGAGAUGACCAAGAAGGAGUUCCUGGUGCAAGAGGACAACAAGGUGCUGCAGGACUUUGUGAAGACCAACAGCAACCAGCUGGCCUUGCUGGUGAAAGACGGCAAGACGGCACAGGAGGCGUAUGGCUCUGUGGUGGAGUACUUUGGAGAGAACCCCAAAAACACACAGCCGUCCAUGUUCUUCCCCACCUUUGCCCGCUUCAUGAAGGCUUACAAGAAAGCCGAGAAGGACAACGAGCAGAAGAAGAAAGCAGAGUUGGACAGCAGUGAAAGUAACAGCUCAGGCUCUCCCUCUCCCAGAAAAGCUGGCUCAACAAAGUCCCCCAUGAACCAGAAGAUGCCUCCCAUGGACUUCAUGGCUGAGCUGAAGAAGAGGCAGGUGAAGCCUCAGGUUCGCGAGGGGAAGGACGGCGCACUGGAGGACAUCAUUACAGACUUGAGGAACACUCCCUACAGAAGGACGGACGCACGGCGGCCUACCCAGCAACCGGAGCCCUGAACCAGCACUCAAAACACAACACGUGAUCUGGAGUUGUACUGUAGAUACUGUGUAGAGUGCUUGUUCUUCUAAUGUGUUUGUUGUUAUACUUAAGAUAAGCUGCAGGUGACAUUAUACAUGUAUGCCAAAUUCGGUUUUGUGAAUGAUGUACAUAUUAUGAAUUGGGCGCUUUAAAUUAAGAAUUUCUUGAUUAAGAGCAUUUUAAACAAAUAAAGUUUUUUUACAUCCCUUGCCAA
Gadus morhua (Atlantic cod) is the source of this 3996-nucleotide messenger RNA. RefSeq names its product formin-like 1a (gene fmnl1a). Lineage: Eukaryota; Metazoa; Chordata; Actinopteri; Gadiformes; Gadidae. Gene Ontology annotation, biological process: regulation of cell shape; cortical actin cytoskeleton organization; cell migration. The transcript has 25 exons. Gene Ontology annotation, cellular component: cytosol. The record is from RefSeq and is a predicted model, not a curated record. Gene Ontology annotation, molecular function: small GTPase binding; actin filament binding. The coding region runs from base 407 to 3760 and encodes 1117 amino acids.